ACAAGGCGUGUAAUAAAAUCCUUUUAAGCCUGCUUUACUGCACGAAGGUGGGGGUCAGUGGAUAGUAACAGUGUGUACUUUAGGCAUGUGGUGGUGUGACUGUGCAUCGAACUUGGUUGUUUAGGACGUCACUAUGCUGGCCUGUUGUCUCCCAGGCAAGAACAUAUUGAGAAAUUGCCCCAAUUUACUUGUUUAAAGUUAAGUUGUUCUUACAGCUGCCAGUUCAAUAACCAUAGGCCUGUCCUGUAUAGAUGUUGUAUAAUCGAAGGGUAGAUGAUCUACUCUGAGCGAUACAGUGAGAGUACUGCUGAGGCAGCAUAAAGCGGGAGCUUAACUCUAGCUGGAGAAGGUAAAGCCUUUCCUCCAACUGUUAGCGGCUCAUUGCCACUAUAGGCACGCGGACUGAAAGGUCAGUUCAUCUCAGAUGGGAUUUAUAAUUGCUAAACUUGUGUUUAGGUCACUUUUAAGAAGCUCAGAUGUAGAUGCUGGCAUUGGUCAGGAUGCUGGAAACUAAUUGUAUUGCUGUUCUUUCAUCGAGCAAAGAAUUUGGACGAUGUCAUCGUAACCAUACUUUGCUGCUAGUGUUUAUCUUCCUCCCGUUUCUGUGAUGCAUUCUGGAGCAAGAGAAGACAGCAAUGUGGAGACCACAGAGUGCUGUGGAUCGACGCAGGUCAGGACAAAAGGACAACAGACCUCUACAGCUAGUUGCCCACAGUCUAUCAUGGUGGUCCAUUCCACACCAACAGGGGAGAAAAUUCACUGUGAGAGCUACUUCAUAAAUACGAAGGACGCCGUGGCAGAGGCAUCUCCUGAUUCUGCACCAACCAGGAAACGCUACAAGAGCACAACGGAUAUUCGAGGCAGUUUUUGCUUGCUGCCUCCCUGCACUCCUGGAGUCACAGAUAAAGAGCAGAACGUCUGGCGGCGCUGUUCAUUGAGCGAGACCAACAAUGUCUCGCAAUUCCGUCGUCAUGCCCUCAGUGUCCCCAACAUGGGCUCCUCCAGUCCCCUUCAUUUCACCCACAGCAGCCCUCUCCACACCAGCCCACUCUCACCAGCACACAGCAACACAUCUAGCCCUGGAAGGGAAAUGGAGAGGCUUGCAAAGGCUCGAAGUAAACUCAUAGAAAGUGAAAGCAACCAAACACCCAGACUUCCUCCAGAAACCAGAGAGCAACUUCGCUACGUGUCCAAGGAUGGAAAGUGCAGAGUCAACCUCGGCCACAUUGAUGAAAGGGGGCGUUUUCUCUCUGAUAUCUUUACCUCUUUUGUGGACCUCCAGUACCGCUGGUUUCUAUUUGUUUUUAUGAUGUGCUAUAUUACAACCUGGUUCCUAUUUGCUGGCCUUUAUUAUGCUAAUGCAUCCAUUCGAGGUGAGUUGGGUCAAGAACAACCUCUUGGUACAACUCGGAACCAGCAUGUAGACCAAAAUCCCUGCUACUUGGGAAUAGAUGGUUUCAUAUCGGCCCUUCUGUUCUCCGUGGAGACACAGCGUACCAUUGGUUAUGGCUCACGGACUGUUUCCCCCACCUGCCACGAGGGUGUGCUGCUGGUCAUGAUGCAGUGCAUCGUGGGCUCCAUGAUAGAUGCCCUCAUGGUGGGCUGCAUGUUUGUGAAAAUAUCUCGUCCCAAAAAGCGAGCCGAGACGCUUCUUUUCAGCCGCACCUGCGUCAUCGCAAACCGCGAUGACCAGCUGUGCCUGAUGUUUCGCCUCGGAGACCUGCGCGAGAGCCACAUGGUGGAUGCAAAGGUUCGAGCAAAGUUAAUAAAGUCCCGCCAGACAGCUGAGGGGGAAUUUCUACCACUGGAGCAGACAGAGAUUGACCUCGGAUAUGAAACUGGAUCAGACCGCCUCUUCCUGGUUGAACCUCAAGUCAUUCAGCAUAAUAUUGGUGCAAGCAGCCCGCUGUGGGACCUGGGCCCGGAGCAGCUCCGACGACAGCAGUUUGAGAUCAUUGUUAUAUUGGAGGGAAUAGUCGAGGCCACAGGAAUGAUGUGCCAAGCCAAAACAUCUUACAUAGAAACAGAGAUUGAGUGGGGUGCUCGCUUUGAACCCUGCAUGACGCUGGAGAAAGGCUCAUUUCGAGUGGAUCUGCGCAGGUUCCACACCACAUACAAGGUACCGCUUCCAAACUGCAGCGCCAGCCAAGCACACCAGCUGAUGGUUCUGGUCGGGUGCAAAGUCCAAAGCCACACCGCCUGCAGGGAGUGCGAUGCCUGGGCAGAGGGAGCAGCUGAAGGAGGCAAAGAAAAGUCUCCGUCGAACAUUCGGUUUACCAUCGGUGACAUUCAGGAGGAAAGAAUGUCAGAAGGUAAUGAAAGUGAAGCAAGUGCUGAGCAGAUGCUGUGAUAGAAUGUUUUACAGGACUUUUAACAUCCCCCUUCUAUCCUUAAAUAUGCAUAGACCCGUUUAUUAAUAAAAACUAAAUAUUGUAUCAACAAACUCACUGCGUUUCCAUCCCCUUCUUUGUCUUUUUGGAAGCUAAUAAUCACAUUUGAGCAUUCCUUCAAACUCAAGUUAUUUCAAGUUUAUGUGCUGUGUUUUAGAUGCAGCUCGUGAUAACAGUGUUAGAAGGCUUGCCACUCAUAACUUAUUCAAAAAAAUCUGACUCUAGACGUACAAACUUUAACAAACCAUCAGCUUUGCAGAGAGACUAGACGUUAUUUUUCAGUCAUGGAUGUCAGUUUUAUCGGUGAGAUUU
Molecule: messenger RNA, 2702 nt
Organism: Poecilia latipinna (sailfin molly)
Lineage: Eukaryota; Metazoa; Chordata; Actinopteri; Cyprinodontiformes; Poeciliidae
Gene: kcnj20
Product: potassium inwardly rectifying channel subfamily J member 20
Exons: 3
Coding region: 608-2350 (580 amino acids)
Biological process (GO): potassium ion import across plasma membrane; regulation of monoatomic ion transmembrane transport
Cellular component (GO): plasma membrane
Molecular function (GO): inward rectifier potassium channel activity
Source: RefSeq, a predicted model, not a curated record